AUGGCCUUCAACCUAAUAGCGAUGGCCUCCACCUAGUAGCUUCUUGUUACCACAUAUGGCCUUUUGAUGCCUCUUGGCUUGAGAGAGUUCACCUGUCUUGUUCCAAACGACUGGAACCAGCGAUGGCGAUUUGUAUCCCUUCGUGUGUUGCAACCGGAAAUGUGGGCGUGAUUCAAGCCUGUGGGGAGUAUAAAGGGAUUCAAGAGCCUGGCUGCAUGUGUCUUUGCUUUCCCUGGCGCACGGUGAAAGUGGUGUCUAUGGCAGUGGAGCAGAUUCCGGUCAAUUCAGACUGCAAGACCAAAGAUAACGUCACCGUGACGGUGGUGACAGCUGUUCAGUACCGAAUUCAAAAAGACAAGGUGAAGGUGGCCGUGUUCGACAUUGCAAACCCCGAGAGUCAGAUCCGAGCCGAAGUGGACAGUGUUCUUCGAUCGACUCUUCCUACCUUGACUCUGGAUGAAAGUUACGAGGCCAAGGAGAAGAUGGUGGCUGAAAUCUUGGAGUCAGUGAAGGAGCCGAUGGGUCGGUAUGGCUAUGAGAUUAUCAAUGUCUUAGUGACCGAUAUCCGACCUGAGAAAUCCGUUUUGAAGGCCAUGAACGACAUCAACGCCUCGCGGAGGCAGCGAGAGGCGGCCUUUGAAAAGGGAGAGGCCGACAAGCUUCUGAAGAUCAAAGCCUCCGAAGCGGACGCCGAAGCGAAGCGCCUCGCGGGUGUCGGCAUGGCCCAAAUGCGCGCUGCGAUGGCCGAGGGCUACCAGGAUUCGAUGAUGUUCAUGAAAGAAAGCGGCAUGUCCGAAAAAGAAGCCAUGCACAUGAUGAUUCUGACUCAGUACCUGGACACUUUGAAGGACUUUGCUUCAACUCACAACUCCAUCGUGGUCCCCCAUGGCCCUUCAAGUGUCGGUGGCCUCGAGUCGCAGAUUCGUAGUGGGCUCCUGACCUCUGCCGCUCCUCAGCAGAAAGCCAUGAAGGGCGCCAUGUGUGGCGCCGCCUAAGGGCAACGGGGCGAAGACCGCCCGGUGGUUUCACCGCGUCCAAGACGAAGUAGCGAUUCUUUGUUUCGAUGUUGAAGGUUAGUUGAAUCAAUGUAUUCAACCGGUGGGGUUCUUUGCCUCAAGGACACAACUGAGAAAACAUCCUGUUGCGAGAUCCCAA
Messenger RNA from Durusdinium trenchii, 1155 nucleotides. NCBI's taxonomy places the organism in Eukaryota, Dinophyceae, Suessiales, Symbiodiniaceae. The record is from the annotation of a GenBank genome assembly.